UCUGAUCUCAUAAAAUAAAUAUUGUAAGCGAAAAAAAUAUACUAGGUAUACUUACAAAAAAUUGUGUUUGGUUACUGUGAAAGCUAGCUGUUUAAUUCGAUUAGCAGUAGGUUUAACCCUAAUAAUGUAAAAGAUAUUAGACCUGGAAAACUAGGUUAACGUAAUUCUCUCCUGACGAAUUGAAUGUACGACCAUGGUAAAAACCCGAAUGCUGUCCAAACAUUGCCCUAGCUGCGAUCAACAAACAGCAAUUGCUUCCAAACGCUGUGUUUGUGGUUACGUAUUCAACGGACGUCAAAAUAAUGCAGCUUAUAUCCCGCCAGCUUCCGUGGGUCGACCAAAAUCAAGUAAAAAGGGUAAAACUACUGCAGAAACACGUAAAGCCGCAGCUGCCGCUGUUGUGGCAACUAACUCCCAAGUUCAACGCCGGCGUACAGGACGUGUUCGUCGAGAGAAACCUAACUAUUACGAUUCUCUGCAAUAUGAAAAAAAGAAAAAGAAGUCGAAGAAAUCUACAAGAUCGUCAUUGUUCAAGGGCAAGGAAGCAAAGCAGUCCCAGUUGAUCGCUGCAAAAGAAACACAAGUGGCGCGUGCUAAUAGACAUGCUCAGCGAAGAGCUAAAAAAGAGGAAAUUGAUGGUGGUGGAGAUCUGGCCGCUAAACUGCCAAUUGAUAAACAGGAAAUUGCUACUCUUAUUUUAUCGGAGAUAAAUAGAAAAAUUGGUUCUGUUGUGUGGAAACAACCGUGAUGCAUUCCAGUAGUCAAAUUUGAAUGUAACGGCAUAGAGGGUAACCUCUCUUGAAUUUAUUUAUGAAAAAAUCAUACUAUGUCAAAAGAACCUUCCUGGAAUAAGAAAAUCUAUCUGGUGACUGAGACUUUCAUGAAAAUCAAACUAAAUGAUAUUGGAACUAAACCGUUCCAGACAUGUUUCGUUUUGCAAUCGGUCAGAUACAACAGGUUUCGUUUUGUCAAUCGGUCAGAUAGCAGUUAAGAAUUUAUCGUAGCUGACCAUGAUGUGAUUAUAUAUGGAUUUAAACAGAAAGUUUUUAAAAAUUCUAUAGGUAAUAAAGGAAAAAAAAAACAAAGUGGUUAGUUAUUAGUGCAUGAUGAGCGCCUUUGGAUAGGUUGUAACGCCUUUGCAUUCACACAAACACACUAUAUUUUUAAACAUCUAGCAUAGCAGAGCAUAUAGACAAACGUGCACACCACGGAUGGUUGAUAUGGUGUACUCGUAAGUCACCAUACACCUGGCCAUCUCCUUACGAUUAUAGAAAUGGGUACGUUAGUUGAACACGUACUUGAAGAGGAUGCGCAAAAACUCGAGCGAUCUUCAUGGUAUUACGUAGUAUCAAUAACAAAUAUAUGAGUAAUAUGCGUCGAAUUAUAUGAAUAUAA
Sabethes cyaneus is the source of this 1395-nucleotide messenger RNA. Its product is annotated as UPF0547 protein C16orf87-like. The record is from RefSeq and is a predicted model, not a curated record. Lineage: Eukaryota; Metazoa; Arthropoda; Insecta; Diptera; Culicidae. The transcript has 3 exons. Bases 194 to 748 code for a protein of 184 amino acids.